GGAUAAGCUGACUAUGACCAGAACGACUGGCUGGAAAACUGUCGCUCAAGGAUCCAAAGCCUUGAUAAUUGAUCGCUAUGGCCAGUCCAGGAUUGUAGACGGUCCUCAAAGAUUGUUCCUAUGGCGGGCCAAGCAAUUCGAUACUCUCGUACGUUAUGCGGCGAAUCAAAGCGAAUAUCUGUGGAUACAACAUGCAGACGGAACGGUUGAACACAGACCGGGACCAUGUGUUGUCUUCCAUAACCCUUUAUUGAUACGCGACAUAUGUGUAAGAAAAGCCAUUGUACUGGAUGGCAAUGAAGUUUUGGUUGUCUAUCGCAAGUCGCAAGAAACAGGGAAGAUGGAAAGACGACUCCAGCAAGGGCCAACACAAUUCGUGCCUUCAGCAGAUGAAUGGAUGCAUGAAUUCUCAUGGCACGGACCUGACAAGACAAACAAGACUAAACUCAUUCCUAAUCAAUGGAGAUUUACAAAACUAAAAGUUGUUCCAGAUCAGUUCUAUUACAAUGUUCGGACUGUUGACGACGCCCUCGUAAAAGUAAAAAUGAUGCUCUUUUAUGAGAUAAAAGACAUCGAGUUAAUGCUUCAAGAAACCAAGGAUCCUAUCGCUGACAUGGCCAAUGCUGUGACUGCUGAUGUCAUUGCAUUUGCAUCACAAUUAACAUACGAGGACUUCUUGGAACAGACGGGGAAACUGAAUGAAUUGGGCUCAUUUCCCCAGCUAGUCAAGAGAACGAAAGCGAUCGGUUAUCACAUCAGCAAAGCGGUGUAUAGAGGGUAUCAAGCUCCAGCACAGCUACAGAGAAUGCAUGAUGAUGCCAAUGAACGAAGGACCAAACUGAAACUUUCUGUUGAACAAGUAGAACAAGACCAAGAGAUGACAGAUUUAAAACUGGAAAGUGAACUCGACACACUCAAAAUGCAGCACAAAUUGAAAAUGGAACAAGAAGAGCACAAGCACAAGCUGAACCUUGAGGAGCUGGAGCAUAAGAUUGCAAUGGAAGACCGAGAACAUGAAAAUCACAUGCAGCAAAUGAUUCUUGAGAGACAGAGUGAACUCGAGAUGAAACAAAACACUAAUAAUCAGAUGGUUGAUUACUUGCGUCAGCUGAAAAGUCUGGGAGUAGAUCUAACGGAGUAUCUCAAAAGCAAGAAUCCACGACCGGACAAAGUCACUCGGGUGGUGACAGACACCGACAAGGCUGACAUUCACCUUCAUAGCAGUUCGGCAGUGUGACAAAGGAACAGUCACUUGAACUUGAAUGAUUCUGACGUACACACAUGCAAACUGAUCAAUUU
Corticium candelabrum is the source of this 1299-nucleotide messenger RNA. RefSeq lists its product as uncharacterized. The transcript is spliced from 13 exons. The coding region runs from base 14 to 1237 and encodes 407 amino acids. The record is from RefSeq and is a predicted model, not a curated record. NCBI's taxonomy places the organism in Eukaryota, Metazoa, Porifera, Homoscleromorpha, Homosclerophorida, Plakinidae.